This is a messenger RNA of Talpa occidentalis (Iberian mole), 1466 nucleotides long. It is a transcript of the gene FAM181A, whose product is annotated as family with sequence similarity 181 member A. Bases 186 to 1064 code for a protein of 292 amino acids. The transcript has 2 exons. NCBI's taxonomy places the organism in Eukaryota, Metazoa, Chordata, Mammalia, Eulipotyphla, Talpidae. The record is from RefSeq and is a predicted model, not a curated record.
UCCGAGUUGGCAGUUGAGAUUAAACGGACUUCUCCCUCCUGGCCAGCCCCGGGUGGGGUGAAGACACUUGUCAGAAAGGUGCCAGAGGAUCCAGCGAAGGUCAGCUCUGUGCACUUCUCUGGAGCCGCCUGCCACCAGCCAAACCGCCCUCUUCAUGGAAAGCCCCGAGCAGCGGCCCCCUGGUGAUGGCAUCCGACAGUGACGUGAAGAUGCUGCUGAACUUUGUGAACCUGGCGUCCAGUGACAUCAAGGCGGCCCUGGACAAGUCCGCGCCGUGCCGCCGCUCCGUGGACCACCGCAAGUACCUGCAGAAGCAGCUCAAACGCUUCUCCCAGAAGUACUCCCGGCUCCCUCGGGGCCUCCCCGGCAGAGGCGCUGAGCCUCACCUGAAAAGGGGCCCUGAGGACCGGCCUGGGAGGCUGCCCCUCCACUCUGGCCCCGACUCCAGCCCCAGUGGGGGUGGGGGCUGCCAGGAGAAGGCUCUGGGGAACCCCUACGGGGAGGAAUGUCUCUCUAAGGAGCAGACCCUGCAGGGGCAGAAUCCAGAAGCUGCCAGGCCUGGCCAGGUGCCCAUGAGGAAAAGACAGCUGCCCGCUUCCUUCUGGGAGGAGCCGAGGCCCACCCACAGCUACCCCGUGGGGCUGGAGGGGGCACUGGGCCCUAGGGAGGGACCUCCCUAUGAGGGUAAGAAAUGUUGCCAGGGCUUGGAGCCCUUGGGGUCUGAGACAGUCCCGGGGCCCCUGUCCCCGAGGGCACUGGCUGACAAGGAGCCACUCAAGAUGCCUGGGGUCUCCCUGGUGGGCCGAGUCAAUGCCUGGAGCUGCUGCCCCUUCCAGUACCAUGGACAGCCCAUCUACCCGGGCCCUCCCGGGGCCCUGCCACAGAGCCCGGUCCCCAGCCUGGGCCUGUGGAGGAAAAGCGCGGCGCCCCCCGCGGAGCUGGCCCACUUCUGCAAGGGCAUGGACGGCCUGGGGCAGAAAGUGCACAGACCCGUGGUUCUGAAGCCCAUCCCCACCAAGCCGGCCGUGCCCCCGCCCAUCUUCAAUGUCUUCGGCUACCUCUAGCCGGGCUGUGGGGAGCCUGGGCACCCACCUCUGGCCCACAGGGUGCUGGGGCCCCGAAGCUCCCCUUGUGGGGAGCGGGCUAGGCAGCGGUGUGGCCCCUCAGAGAGCUUCCUUGGCGCGGACGGGCGGGCAGGGCAGGAGCGGGCCGGGCCUUCUCAGGAAGUCCCGAGUCUGCCUUGCAGCCUGGGGCGCUGUGGGGCAGGGCUCGACGGCCCCUCCCAGCCUCCUCAACCCAGCAGAUCCCCCUGUGGUCCCCGCGCCGACCUCAGGGGACGGGGCCUCGCCCCGAGCCGCGCGUCUGUCCACCUGCCGCCCACCGUGUACGCCGACCUCAGUUGCUGUUCUUUUUUGUUCUUUGUAAAUAUUAAGAAGUUAAAAGAAUAAAGACAUUUCUUUUGCAGU